Messenger RNA from Funneliformis caledonium, 158 nucleotides. The record is from the annotation of a GenBank genome assembly. NCBI's taxonomy places the organism in Eukaryota, Fungi, Glomeromycota, Glomeromycetes, Glomerales, Glomeraceae.
AUGAAUACAGAAAAUAUGUAUGAGGAACUAUUGGAACAUAUACAAGAAGAAGAACUUGAAGAAGAGGAACUUUCAAGAAUUUUAACAUUACUAAUUAGAUUACUAGAACUUCUACAGCUUGGAAAAAAAAUGGCAGAAGAAACAUUAUGCACUUUGGA